AUUGUGUAUGGAUUUGUUUGCUAGAGCACCGCUGGCACCUUUCGAGGGUGGUGGUGUAUGUGAUGAUCUUGACGGUUCUGAGACAUCCUCAUUAGUUGCUGACACUGACCAUCAAAUAAAACGAGUUUCGUCGAUCCCAUUCGAUGCUAGCUUCUCUUUUGAAGAUUCACUCACUGACCUUAUUGGGAAUUUUGAUGAAAAGGUAUAUCAUUGUUUCGAAAAUGUUGACGUGGACCCUGAAAACGCACAAAAGAUUAAUUUUCCAGGAAAUGUUCCAACUUUAAAUGACGUUAAGCAAUGGUGGGCUGCAGCUGCGAAAGAGUUCGUACCCACUGAAUCUUACCCGCUUCAUAGCUUACCAAGUAACGUUAAUUUGUAUGAUCUCGAUCAAUUCGAACUUGCAGAUGCUGAUGGAAUAACUGAAGAUGGAGUUAUAAAAACAAGUUUGUUACAAACAUGCAGUGCUUUAAAUUACUCAAACGAAUCUAUUUAUUCAGGACGAGGCACUGUUACUACUUUAUCCUUGUCAUCCGUGUCAGUUAGUCCUCGUUCAUCAACACUUGAUGGAGGUUUUCCAAAUACAUUGGCCCAAAUCCCCGAUAGUGGAAUCUCAAACACCGACGAAGAGCUAAACAGUUACUUUAAAGAUUUUGAUGAUGAAAACAUCCUUGACAUUUUUCAAUCUCACCAUCCUUCCCUACCUUUGAAAAAAACUCAAAGUUGGGUAGAUGACCUUCAGAAUUUGAAAAUCAGCGUUCUCAAGCUUUAUGUUCAGCAAAUGAAUGAAGAAAUUAUGCAACUUUCAGAUUGUUUAGUGGAUUCUCUAGCGGAACGAGACGAGCUUUUAAUGCUUCGUGAAGCCAGUGAUGACUUUAUUAUAUUACUUAACUUGGUCCACGAGCGAAAAACUCAGGCAUCCAAAGCAGCUCUUCUAGCAACAGCCAAAAGCUUGAUUCGUUCCAAAACUUUGUUUCGUGUCACUACUCCUUGGUUUACUAAAAGACCACAUAUAUCUGCUUCUAGUACACUGUCGCUAGUUGGAUCUCAAGAUAUCGAGAAACCAGGCACCACAUCACCUGUCAGAAAUGAACCAAACCCAGUAAAUUCAGUUCAUUUAGAUUUACAAAAUAAUUCUGUUGCUUAUGUCGUCUCCCUUAAUCUUCAUUCAAAACUAAGAAGACCCAGAACACAACCAAUACAUGUUCACAGGACAAAUCAUUCAGAUGUUAAGAGUGUUUCUAACUCAGUCAGUUCGAUUGAUUCUAAGCAACUAAAUGAAUCACAUCUAUCUAAAUGUGCUGAUUUAUCUUCAGAAAGCAUUAAAUCAAUACCUACCAGACAAGCGAAAAUACGAUAUGAAGCUCUCGUGAAUUUGUGCAACUCUACUAAUUGGCCGAACGGUAAACCGCAAAAUAGUCGAUCCUUACUUUUAUGUAUACCCUAUCGAAUCAAACCGGGCGUUGGAAUUUCCAUUCAAGAACUACGUCUACUAAAUCAAAGUGAGUUUUUAGAAUGAAAUUAGCCUAUAAAGUUAAUGUCUACUAGUCUUAGCUAUAGAAUCCGUGAUAUAAUCGACACCUGCGGUUAGAAAUCUUAGGUUAUAUGGUUUUGUCAGUCAAAUUGAUAAAGUUGAAUUUAUUGCAGAUUUUCCUUGAUGUAAUAAGCUUAAUAUUAUUCCAUACUUUUGACCCGUCUUCCUCAUUUUUUAUAUUCAUCGUUACAGUGUAACAAACAGUAUUUUCACUCGUGCUUUUCGUCUACGUAGUUUCCUCUCACUCUACUGCUGAAUGGUGUAGUAACUUGGGUCAGUUCAUUUGUAUUUCAGGUCAUAAAUGGCCUAUGACUUACUGACUAAUUAAUGCAAUAUUUCAGUGUACAUAACCAAAAAUGAUCAUUUUAAACUAAUCCUAUCGCACUGAACUGAGAAAUAGAUAAUGGAAGUAUUUUAUCCCAGCUUUACGACAUAGAAAUCAUUCAUUUGAAAUGAGUUAGCCUGUUACAACAGAGAAUAAGAUCGGUAGAAGUAAAAAUGAUUUCAGAUUUUAUAAAUAAGCAGAAAAACUGUCUUCUAUAACUAGUCGACCCAAUUAAAACGUUUUAAAAUACUGAGACAUAUUUUCCUUCGAUCAGAAACAGUAAGUACCAUAGCUUACCACUGUUAUAAUUAGCUUUUUAUAUGCAUCUUAUAGAAGUCGAAUGGGCUACUUGUUUUUUUUUUCACUGAACACUUCAAAACAUUUUAUUCGAUUGAUUAGUAUGUUGGAUUUCUUGCAUGGAUUUAGAAAAUGGUUGUCCGUACUAAACAUGUCUUCCCACUAAAGAUGUAUUCUAGUGAUUCGUUGUAUAGCAUUUUUACUAAACCUUGUCUGUUGGAAACUAAUUGUAUGCAAUAUUAAGUUCUUUAGCGUAUUAGAUAUUAUUUUGUACAUAUACUUAACUGUGGAUCCUGAAUCAAUUUCCUUUUCCGUAGUUCUUUAUGCUACUGUUCUUGAAAACCCCAAAAUAGAAAAAUUACUCGAAAGUUACAUAAUGAACGGUGAGUUGACCAAACCACUGUAAAUUUCUUGUAUUUUUUCUUAUUGUUUACCGUUUUAAGUUGUCAACGUGAGUGGUUGCUGUUAUAGAGAUAAUUAGAUUCUAAUACCCAGUCAAUAAUAUUAAAAUUUAUUUGUAUGGUGAACAAAGACAUAAUUAUGCCUUACAGCUAGAUUAGUAAGAAAAGUUACAGUUGUUACAACAGUUUUAAACCGUAGCUAACUAGAUGUCAUGUUGCCACAUAUGGGUACUGAAAUAUUUUAUGUUAGAUCUGUAUCUGAUUAGUUCCAUAGUUUGUUGGAAGUACUUUAUUGAUCCCCACCUUUUCAGACAAUUCGAACCUUCAGUAGAGUAACAUAUUAAAAAAGAACCUUAAAAUUUGAUAAUAAAUUGUUGCUGCUCAUGCCAAGUACACAUUAUCAGAAAACGUCAACCGUCAUCUUGUGUAGUACAUACUUCUCCACACGUAACUCUUCCUCACUCUUAUCUGUAUUUCUUCUUUUGAAUAUUCUCGAAUUCACCGUCCUAAUAACAACACGGUUUAAAAGUUCGGGUUUACAUUUUUUCAGAGACACUCAAAGCCGACUUAAAGUAAAUGUUACUCAGUAGUCAUAUUUUCUUCUUAAGAUUUGUAUUAUAGGUGUUUGUUUGAUCGCUUUGAGCAGCUAGGUAGUAUAAUUAGCCCUAAUACCCAAGUGCCUGGUAAAUGAAAUGAUUUAUCGCUUUCAUUUUGUUCAGUUGAAGGAUUGUGACAGAUUAUUUUAUCUUCCUACAUUUUCAGCACCCUCGUUUGUGAUUGUCAACUUAUUUCAUCACACCAAUGUUUAGUUCCUCAACAUCAUUGAUACUAAUAUUAUGUCGACUUUCUUAGUAGUAAUCUUAUCAAUCUCAUUUCUAUUCGCUGAUAUGGUAUGGCAACUUGAGGUGACAUAUUUUUGUUUACCCCUACGCUAAUUAUGAGUGACUGACUGACUGACUAAAUCACUUAAAUACAACUAUUAUUUCAUCUAGAACACAUUUCUACCGUUAUUAUUUUUGCCAUUUCAAGUUAUCGUUCAUGAAGAAAUAUGAUCCUGUCCUAAUCAUGUAUGAAUUUCUAGUUCACUCUAUUAUGAACGGCUGGGUUACAGAUUCACAUCCUUACUACCUAUUGUGAUCAAUACUUUUACUCUUGGAAAAAUAAGUCAAGCCUAAGGCUUAACAUGUUAUCCUGAAUAUGAUUUUUAAGUCCUAAUUUGUUUAUUAUUAUUUUGAUAAUUAGGUAAAAUAGUUAAUUGAGUUAGUGUACUUCAUAAAUUGUCGGGUGAUCAUCAUUUAUGUCAGUUCAAUUCCUCUUUAUGAGUAAGAAGAAAUGAAGCAAGUAAAUUCUGUGUAAUUGAAGUUAUUAGUUCUAAUUGUUUGGUUUUAAUAGUACUAAGCCGUAGUAGAAUGUAAUUAGUUAAAUUAUUCUAUAGAAUAACAUUUCCUUGCGUUCAAUGUAGCUCACGAAUUCCAACUACAUUGCUCCAGAAAACUAGUUGUAGAUACUAACCACCUAUCCAGAUCAAAUUCGAUUUAACUUGUUUAUAACCAUAGAAUUAAUAGUUGGAAUUUGAAUACAUACACCAUUGAUCUAAAGUUCCAUAACUGACUAUUUGAAUGUCUUUUCUUUCGAAUUUCAGUUACUAAUUCUAACGACAUUGCUAACUGGAUAAAAACUGUUGAACCUCUUCGAUGUUAUGAUUCUAAAAAGUUGAAUGGUGUUUCAUGCCAAAAUCAACAUCGUAAUCAUCUCCUAUCGACAUCAAUGCAAACUCAAUGUGCUUGAUUGUCUUUCAUAAUUCAUCGUUUUUCCUCAUGCUUCCAUUUUGAUUUACAAAGUAUAUUGCAUUUUCCAGAAAUUUUUUCAACGCUUAGUGUGUGGAUUUAAAGCUAAAAUUUUUAUUGGCAUUAAUAACCAAUUCUCAAAUUAAAUAUCCUGGCCAGUGUAUGCAUUCUAUUACUUUCAACAAAUUACAAUCAAGUAUUGUCUAAUGCCUACAGCUUUUACUACAUUAAAAUUGAGCAAGAUUUGAUUUACUACAUACAUAUUUAUAUCUAUACUUAAUUUUAUGUCAUUAAGUUGACACUAGUGCUUUUUUAACUUCAUUUUUUCCUCAUCUCUUUAAAUUUUAUCUACUUGUCAUGUAAUUGCAUUAAUUGAUCUUUUUUUGGUUACCACACUCAUUUACUUUUGCUGUUUUGUUUUUAUAUGAAGUCAACGUUAGAGACAAGUUUCUAUCAAUGCUUUUGUUGUAUAUCACACAAUAAAGACAUUUAUUAACGUGCUUUCGUCAACCAUAUAUUAGUAGGGAAACAGUGUUCAUAAUUCUUGCUCACUAUUGGCUUCGGUACUAAAGAUGGUUAUAAAUUGUUCUUUGUUGUCAAGAUAGCCUUUUUAAGUUUAUUUAUAUAUUACAUAUUCUUUGUUCAUUCUUGGCAUUACUACAUGCGCUUGAAAAAUGCGUGUUACUUUCAUCUACCUGUGAAUUGUGCAAUAUUUUAUUGUUUUAAUUAUGUCAUGUUUACGGUGUUCU
Schistosoma bovis is the source of this 5090-nucleotide messenger RNA. The record is from the annotation of a GenBank genome assembly. Lineage: Eukaryota; Metazoa; Platyhelminthes; Trematoda; Strigeidida; Schistosomatidae.